AUGGACCUCACAAGUUCCCAACAAGACCAAGGUGUUACAAUGUUGGCUUCCAACUUUUAUGGAAGUAAAAAAAAAUCUGAUAGAAAUGAAAGUUCCAAUUCUGAAGAAGAACUGUCCUCUGAAGAAGACACUUCUGAAGAAGACACUUCUGAUGAUGAAUAUAUUCAUUCAGAAACAGGAAGCAGUUCAUCAAGUGAAGAGUCUCUCCAUGAUGAUUCUGAAAAUCAAAUCACUGAAGAAAAGCAAGAAAAUGAGGAAGAAAAUGAGGAAGAAAUUUUGAAUGAAGACACAAGUCCACCAAAUGCUGAGUGGAUAAAAGUGACUAAGAAAGCUCGACAACAUGGAUUUACUGGGAAAGAAGAACUUUGUGUAACUGUGCAUCCAUCGUCUACAGAUAACCAAAUUUGGCCUAUUGAUGUUUACAAACAAAUAAUUACUGAUGAUAUUAUAAAUCUAAUUGUUCAAGAAACCAAUCGAUAUGCUGAGCAGAAAAUUUCUUCGGUUACUGUAACAAGAAGAUCGAAAUUACGGCAGUGGGUUCCUACAAAUAACGAAGAAAUUGAAAAGUUUAUCAGACUUAUCAUUUACAUGGGAUUGGUUCCAUUCCCUGAGAUCCAAUUAUAUUGGUUAAAAAGCAUCCUUUAUAAGAAUGAAAUUGUUCCAAAAACAAUGAGUAGAGACCGCUUCCUCUUGCUCUUGCAAAUGUUACAUUUUUGCAACAAUGAAGAACCUAAUGUGGGAAGAGAUUGGAAAAUAAGAAAAUUACUAGAUAUGAUUUUGGUGCAGUAUCAAUCAAUCUAUAAAUCAGGAUCUGAUGUUAUAAUUGAUGAGAGUAUGGUGCCUUUCAGAGGCCGUGUCAUUUUCAGACAGUACAUCCCUGGAAAGAGCCAUAAGUAUGGAUGCAAACUGUUCAAAAACUUUGCAUCCUGA
This is a messenger RNA of Macrobrachium nipponense, 930 nucleotides long. RefSeq names its product piggyBac transposable element-derived protein 4-like. NCBI's taxonomy places the organism in Eukaryota, Metazoa, Arthropoda, Malacostraca, Decapoda, Palaemonidae. The transcript has 2 exons. Bases 1 to 930 code for a protein of 309 amino acids. The record is from RefSeq and is a predicted model, not a curated record.